ACCGAUCGUGGUUGCGCCACCGCUACCGAGCUUGGAUACACGCGGUAUCGCUUAGCUGUCUCCGAGAUAGCGAGAGUAGUGAGCUGUUUCAGCUCAAGCGGAAUACAACUUCGCUGAACGAGACGAACCGAGCUUACAGUUUUUCAUACUGGGUUCGUUUUUCAUACGUAAUAAAUAUAACGUUGAGGCACGAUCGAAAGGUAUUUUUAUCAAGAGAUUCGCGUUAAAAUCGAGUGAUAGAGUUGCGCUAGUGUUGCACGAGAUAGUCGCUGAGACGAACAUGCCGGGCAAGCAAUUGCAAAAUGGUACUUAUGAGAUCGAUUACAAGCGAGCACCCGACCAAAAGACGCGCUGGGAAGCUCUCCGAGAUUGCAUUCACGAUCCAGUCGAAGGCACUUACUGCGGCCACACGGGGAAGAAAUGGGCCAUCACUGGAGCAUUCUAUGCUUGCUUCUUCAGCGUGUUGGCCUUGCUCUUUGCUAUUUGCAUGAAAGGACUGUUAGCUACACUAAGUUAUGAAAAACCAAGGUGGAUUCUGGAGGAAAGUAUAAUAGGAACCAAUCCAGGUCUAGGAUUUCGGCCGAUUUCCGAAAAUACUGAUGAAAGAUCCUUAAUUUGGUAUAGUUCAUCAGAUCCCAACUCGGUGCAGAAGUGGACGGGCUUAUUAGAUAAAUUUUUAGAAGAAUAUAUUAAUUCGUCGACAUUACCAAAUGGCGGUAGAAAUCAACAGAUUUGUAAUUAUAACACACCAGUUAAGCCUGGGCAUGUUUGUGCAGUUGAUGUGAACAACUGGGGACCCUGCUCACCUAGUCAGCAAUAUGGUUUCAACAACUCAGCUCCUUGUGUCUUUAUUAAAUUAAAUAGGAUAUACGGUUGGGUGCCAGAAUAUUAUAACAACACCAAAGAUUUACCGAGCGAUAUGCCACCAAGUCUUGUGCAACAUAUUAAAUCAAUCAACAGUUCAUGGCUAAAUACCGUGUGGGUAUCUUGCGAAGGUGCAUAUCCUUAUGAUAAUGAAAUAAUUGGUGAACUGAACUAUUAUCCCGAAAGUCACGGAUUUCCAGGAUAUUACUAUCCAUACCAAAAUAUUCCUGGUUAUUUAAGUCCUGUUGCUGCUGUGCAUUUUCUUCGGCCAGCAAGAAAUCAAAUAAUCAACGUGAAAUGUCGAGCUUGGGCAAAGAAUAUAAAACAUGAUGCAACCAAAGAUCAGCAACAUGGCAUGGUACAUUUUGAACUUAUGAUUGACGAAUGAUCAUACUUAUAUUUGUACAAAAAGCAAAAUAAAAUCAUGCAGCAGCUGGAAUGCAAGAUGCUUACGUACGCUGUAAAUUUGGAAAAACCAAUCGAUAAAAUUUUGGUAAAUUAGAAACAUACAUUGAAAAAUUAGGAUUUGUAUGAAUAUAACAGGCGAGUAAGCAGCAAUCAGAAAAUGCUAUUAUAUAUAUUUUGGAUUGGCUAUGCAUCCAUUUUGAUUCCAUGGUUAUUUUCACUAUUGAAUGUUGACGAAUAUGCUGCAAAAUAAAAUAUUUAUUAAUCAUCGACACUUAUUAUGAUUAUAAAGACGAAAUUUAGAUAAAUCGUUAUCGACACUAUUUCAUUAAACUAAAAGUUUCUUUUUUAUAUGAACUGUUUAUAUCUUAAGAGAGAAUAUAUUAUGUAGCUACUGGUACUUAUUAUAAAUUAAAUUAAAUGGUUUUGAAAAAACAAUUCUGCCACGAAAUAUAAAAAGAAAAGGAGAAAUGUAUUUAAAAUACACCAGAUUUGUGAGAUUAAUGAAAUUGUUCUAUACAUUUAAUGAUGCUUAUAACAUUAAUUAUGCGAGUAAACAUAAACGAACAAAGAAGAAUGCAUUGUAUAUACAGCGAUUAUAUCUUUUACUUUUUUCAUGGUUUACCAUGGUAAAUAGCAAGGCGUAAGAAAAAUGCAAAGCAACAUGUCAUUACCUCGUUAUAUUUUCAAUGUUGUUUAUUUAUAUUGGCUCAUGUACAUAGACAUAAUAUAUAUUGCAAAUAAAUAAUUUUUAAGUAUCUUUUCCAUAAUAAGUCAAAAAGAAUUGCUUUUGCUAUAUUUGAAUCUUCAGUUAAUGUCAAUCAAAUUAAAAAAUAAAUUGGUACGAAAUAAACAGUAAUUUGAAAUCAAUUUUUUAAUCUAUGUAGAAUGUUCUUUUGAGAUACUAUAAAUAAUUCCGUAUAUGAACAAUAAUAUUUUUGCGAGUUCUCUUUAUACUCAAACGUUUAUGAAUUUCUCUAUAGUUUUCCCAGUAAUAUUUUUAUUACAAUUAAAUAACAAUAUAAGAUCUACAACAGUAUCUAAAAUAUACCAUUAUCUUUUCUGCUAGAAAUAUAAGAAGUUAAAAUUAUCCUUUGCGAUCUACUCAAUAUUUAAGAAGAGAGACCGAUGGAAAAUAUCAAGAUCUCGAAACUCUGUAACAUUCAAAUUAAUUAUUCAAAUCAUACUUAGAUAUAUAUAGGUACUUAUUGAAUAUAUGUACUUAUGUCGUUUAUAGCGUUUACUAUACAGACUUGUUUAGGAAGUAGUUUUAAGCUAAUAAUAAUAAUGAUGUAUCUAACUAUACAUAUAAAUAAAAACAACUUUUGAAACUGAACAAAUUCUGGAUAAUAACUAUAUGCUGAAACUGUGAUGUUUUAUUACACUUACAAUUUUAAAUUUUGUAAUUUAUUAUAUAUAGCUAAUACCAUAUUUGAUAAAAUAAUGGUGAAAGAAUAUAAACUCAUCAUAUUCAAACAAGGCACUUCAGAAAUAAAAAAAUAGUAUUUCCUCUUCUAUAAAAUGGUACUUUAUUUUUUGCAUAUAGUUGUAAUAUUUUCAAAAUACGGAACUCACUUUAAUUAUCGGGUCUAAUUAUGAUAUACGUAAUAUAUAACUAUAUAGUCUUAUUUUGAUAAAUUCGUUCAUAAAUGUAGAUUUAAUUAUGUAAAUCAUUCAUUCGAGUAUACGGUCCUGAUUUUUAAUCCAAAAUAUUUUCAAAAACAACUUAUUCCCAAUCCAACUGGGAAAAUAAAAGAAAAUAAUAAAUGAAAUUUAUACUUUUAUAUACCGAUUUUUUAUAAAUAUAUGUAAAUUAAUAUAAAUAUAUUUACAAACAUUCAUUUAAAUGAUAUUCUUAAAAAUAUGCGUAUGCCCGUUUGACUAUAAGUAUUUAUUUACACCAUCCAUAUAUUUACAUGCAUAUGCCUAUUUAGUUCAUAAUAAUUAAAAUGUUUAAAAUAUUUUACGGAAGUUAUAUAAAAAUUUCAUACACAGAAAAAAACAUUAUCGACCCAUUAUUUUUAAUGUAAUGCUGUAGACAAAUAAUAACACAUGCCAGUAAUCUGUCACGAUUAGAAUGUCUAUGGCAAUAGUUUAUUAACUCAUUUUAAUAUUGAACAAUAAAUGCAGUAGUAAAUUUAAAUAGUCGCAUUGCAUGAAUUACAAACAUAAAAAUAUUGACAUUAACUAAGAUUGAAAUAAGAUUGAGUAAAAUUUCAUGUUUGUCAUAUCAAUAAACAGAUAUUAAAGUCUUCUCUUUUCAAAAAGUAUUUUUAGUAAGUGUUUAAUAUCAUUGAGACAGACGACAAAAAUCUAUAGUUUAAAAGGAAAAAGUCUUAUCUAUAAAAAUAUAUGUAUACAUAUAAUACAUUUACAUAUUUCAGAAGCGAAAAAAAUAUAUAUGUAUAUAUUUACAAAGAUAAAAUAUAUAUUACGUGUUGUGUAUAUAUAUAUAUAUAUUAUCUUUGUUAGUUUAUUUAAGAGAUCUAUUCUCAAGAGACAUUAGUAGACGUGAAUUUUCGCGACAAAAAAUCUCCAAAAUAAUAUCUAUAUAGCAGCCUAAAUAUAGUUUCUUAAGCAGUUAGUUUCCAUUCAAUAUGUUAACAAUUUAAGGCAUAUAUAUUCAUCUGUUUUAAAACAUCAAAUAUUUACCAUUAAUAUUCUAGAUAUAACACAAAUCUUCCAUGAGAUUCAAUUGACAAAAAUUAUCAUUUAAACCAAAACUAAUGCAAGUAGGUUGAAAUUAAAUUAAAAUUUGGAAUAAGCCAACAUUCGUAUUGAUUAAUCACAACUUAAUUAUACAACUGAAAAUGUAACAUAGAAAUGAUAUAUUAUACUCAGGUUUAGCACUAAGUAAAGAACGAUUGUCUAUAUUCAUUAUUAAAACAUAACUUUAGAACACAUAAUCAUUAUUUAUCAAUAAAAGAAGCUUAUUUUCAUAUAUAAUAAAUAUACUUUGUUUCUUCUUCAUAAAUACAUUAUUUUUAAUAUCCUCAACGAAGUAAACGUUAUUUUAAUCGUAUGGUUUUUCGUAAAUUCUUUAUCCUGCUAAACCAAACGAGAAGUAUAAAGUCGUAAAGUGAUUUGGAAUUUUGCAUCUUUUUCUCAGUACGUAGAAAUUGAAUAGAAAUUAGACUUUCGAUAGUGCAAACAUCAAAAGUCCUUUCAACUUUGUACUUGACAAAAGUUUCUUCCACACUUUGGCAGCGGUCAUCGAUAUCUGACGGCUUCUAGAGUCGUUUGAAAAAUGUUCAGCUAUGUGGAAGAAUAAAAAAACAUGAGAUUCGCAUUGCAUUUCUGUACGCUAACAAAGGAGAGACCAGAGAGAUGUACUUAGGGGACAUUAAUCUA
Molecule: messenger RNA, 4620 nt
Organism: Bombus huntii
Lineage: Eukaryota; Metazoa; Arthropoda; Insecta; Hymenoptera; Apidae
Product: sodium/potassium-transporting ATPase subunit beta-2-like
Exons: 7
Coding region: 281-1252 (323 amino acids)
Biological process (GO): intracellular sodium ion homeostasis; sodium ion export across plasma membrane; intracellular potassium ion homeostasis
Cellular component (GO): sodium:potassium-exchanging ATPase complex
Molecular function (GO): ATPase activator activity
Source: RefSeq, a predicted model, not a curated record